AUGUUCUCAAACGCCACGCAACAGCCACAGCCCAUUCAACGUCAUGACACCCCCCAUGGCACCAUCAAUGAAGCUUCCCCUUACCUGUUGAAUGGGCAUGGCAUUGACCAUGUUCCUUUGAACGGACACAACCAUGACAUCCAACCUUCUUUGAACGGCAACCCUACCAAUACACGCCCCAUUGCCAUCUGUGGCAUGGCGCUUCGUCUCCCAGGAGGAAUCAAAAACCCAGAAGCCUUCUGGGACGUGCUCAUCAACGGCAAAGACCUCCAGGCUCCAGUUCCACCAACUCGGUGGAACGCAGCCGGCUUCACCAACAAACUCGGCAGCCGUAGCUCCAUCGCAGCUCAGAAGGGUUACUUUCUCUCAGACGACCUGUCCACCCUCGACACCUCCUUCUUCACCAUGAGCAAGAGGGAGCUUGAGAGGUGUGAUCCACAGCAGCGAAAGCUUCUGGAGAUUACUCGUGAAGUUUUGGAGAGUGCCGGGGAGACUGAGUUUCGUGGUAAGCCCAUUGGGUGCUAUGUAGGCACGUUCGGUGAGGAUUGGCUUCAGAUGAGUGGUAAGGAGGACCAACACAUCGGGGGAUACCCUCUGGCCGCCUACGGUGACCUUAUCCUUGCCAACCGCAUCUCUUUUGAGUAUGACCUGAAAGGUCCAAGCAUGGUCAUCAAGACUGGCUGCUCGGCCUCCCUUGUCGGCUUACACGAGGCUUGCCGAGCCAUCCAAAGUGGGGACUGCUCCUCUGCCAUUGUUGCUGGCGCCAACCUGGUCAUGGGUCCUAUCCCCACGUCCGUCAUGGCUGGUGAGGGCAUGCUCUCGCCAGAUGGCUCUUGCAAGACGUUUGAUGCCUCUGCUAACGGGUAUGCCCGUGGUGAGGCCAUCAAUGCACUCUACAUCAAGCCCCUGGAUGACGCCAUUCGUGACAACAACCCGAUUAGGGCUGUUAUUCGGAACACUGCUACUAACAGCGAUGGAAAGAGUCAGGGCAUCCUGGCCCCUAACGGUGCAUCACAUGAAGCGCUCAUGCGCAAGGUCUACGGGGACAUUGGUCUAGACCCGGGCAAAACUGCAUUUGUCGAGUGCCAUGGGACUGGGACACCGACUGGUGACCCUAUCGAGGCCACUGCCGUCGGCAAUGUCUUUGGACAGCAUGGUGUCUACAUUGGAUCUGUCAAACCCAACACCGGUCAUGCUGAAGGAGCAUCGGGCAUCACCAGCAUCAUCAAGGCUGUCCUAGCUCUUGAGAACAACACCAUUCCUCCAAACAUCAAGUUCAACAACCCAAACCCCAAGAUCCCCUUUGACACCAAGAAGCUCAAGGUACCUACCGAGCCUGAGUCAUGGCCAGAAGGUCGGGACAAGAGAGUGAGCGUCAACUCUUUUGGCAUCGGAGGUUCCAAUGCCCAUGUUAUUCUUGAUGCACCUCCAAGCUUGUCCACUCAAACUGAGACAACCUCGAGCCCCAAGCUCAUCGUCAUGUCUGCAAACACGAGUGAAUCUCUGAAGCAGUACCUUUCGACCGCCCAAGACUACCUGGCACAACACCCACACAACGCUGCCGACAUGGCGUACACGCUGGCCCACCAUCGCCAAUCCUUCCCUCAUCGUGCAUUCAUGGUGGUCAAGGCAGACGGCUCGCUGGUCGAGACGUCCUCCCCCGCCAGGGCUCCAAGCUCAGCUCCUGGAGUUGUCAUGGUCUUCAACGGCCAGGGCGCUCAGUGGCCUGAGAUGGGAAAGCAGCUCUUCGAGACAGAUGCCUAUUUCAGAGAAGACGUGAUGAAGAUGAACGACAUCCUCAAGUCUUUGAUGCAUCCUCCCAGUUGGAACCUCCAAGAUGAGCUCUUUGCUCCUCGCGGCCACAGUCGGGUCCAUCAAGCUGAGCUCUCCCAACCUCUCUGUACAGCACUGCAAGCUGCGCUUGUCCGUCACUUGCAACGUGCUGGCAUUCACCCAUCGGGGGUCAUCGGUCACUCCAGUGGAGAGAUCGCGGCAGCAUACGCAGCUGGAGGUAUUUCCCUGGAAGAGGCCAUCAUCGCCGCCUACUAUCGAGGCUAUGUGACCAAGCUUCAGACCCUAAAGGGUGGCAUGGGCGCUGUUGGUCUGGGCGUGGAUGGCGUGUCAAAGUACAUCCAAGAUGGUAUCGUCAUCGCCUGUGACAACAGUCCUGAGAGUGUCACUUUAUCUGGCGAUGUGGAGGUGCUGGAUAAGGUGCUCGGCACCAUCAAGGCAGAGAACCCCGAUACUCUGACCAGGAGACUCAAGGUCGAGAUCGCCUACCAUUCAGAUCAUAUGAAGCCUUUGGCAACCCAGUACAAGGAUCUGAUGGAACCUGAACUGGCAAGGCGAGAUCUGAAGCGACCCGCUACCAUCGACGUCCCCUUCUUUUCGUCUGUCACAGGCAAGAUGAUUACUUCUGGUGACAGUCUGGGUCCGGAUUACUGGAUCUCCAACCUGACCUCGCGGGUUCGCUUUACUUCAGCUGUCAGCAAGGCUCUUAAAGAUCUCCCAAACAGUGUCUUUGUCGAGAUUGGCCCUCAUUCUACCCUCUCUGGACCACUCCGCCAAAUCUCGACUGCUGUUGGCGCAGACUAUCGUUACGUCUCUACCCUCAAACGCAGCGGCGACUCUUCUUACAACUUGCUGUCUACCUUUGGCCAUUUGCACCAGAAGGGAGUCCCCCUGGACUGGUCAGCCAUUGCCCCCAAAAGCAGAGCCUUGACCAACCUGCCCAGCUACGCCUGGGAUUAUAGCAGCGGUUCAUUCUGGUACGAGACUCGCUUGUCUAGAGAGUCGAGGUUCCGUGAGUUUGGCCACCAUCGUCUUCUAGGUCUUCGCAACCCGCACAGUUCGAGCUUAGAACCGGCUUGGCGCAACAACUUGACCCUUGAAGAUGAGCCUUGGUUGGGUGACCACAUGGUCGGAUCUGAUGUUGUCUUUCCGUUUGCUGGUUACAUCGCCAUGGCUGGCGAGGCUAUUCGUCAGACGACAGGCAUCUCAGAGGGCUAUCGAGUUCAAGAUGCCACGGCACGAUCUGCAAUGAUGUUGUCCGACCAACCCGUUGAAGUGGUGACAACUCUUCGGCCCGUCAACCUCUCCGACACAUCUGUGUUCAGAUGGUUUACCUUCACUAUUGUUUCUCACAAUGGCUCUUCCUGGACACUUCACUUUGAGGGCCAGGUCAAGGCAUGCAACGAGGCCUUGACUCCUUCUCUUACGCCGGCCACCAGUGCCCUUGUCCGUCCUGUUGCCUCAGCCGGUUGGUACGAUGCGCUGGAACACAUCGGCCUUGUGUACGGUCCCGAGUUCCAAGCACUCGAGGAAAUUGUAACCUCAGCUACGGAGAACCUGGCGGUUGCCAAGAUCAACAACAAGAGUCGACAAGGCGAUGAAGCCUUCCUCUUCCAUCCCGCCGCCAUGGAUAAUUGUCUUCAGCUGCUUCUUGCAGCUACAACAAGAGGUCUUGGCAGAAACUUUGGUCAGCUUCGUGUACCGACUAGUAUCGACGACUUGGUUGUCAGGCGCAGCUCUACUAGCAUGGAUGUCGUGGCCUCAGCUCAAUCCCUUGACAACCUUGCUGUCGAGGUUGUCACGGAUGGCAAAGUUUCACUUCGUCUAAACGGCUUGCAGCUGACGCCUGUCGAUGACGGACAAGACCAGCAACAAGAACGCCAUGCAGCUGCACGCCUUGAGUGGUUGCCGGACUUUGACCUAAUGAAUCACAAGACGCUCUUCAGUUCGACACGGUCAGACUUGAAGGAAGCGCGGAUGCAUGAGGAGAUGACCCUCCUCUGCAUCUUGGAAACCGCUGAGAAAGUUCGAAAUCUCGAGCCCGGUAACUGGCACUUCGAAAAGUUCCGGAAUUGGCUGAACAUGGAGAUCGAUCGUGCCAGACAAGGCACGUACCCCGUCGUCGAGCAGAGCAAGGACUUUGCUGAGAUGUCGUCCCCGCAACGUCGUGUCAUGAUCGACCAGUACUAUGAGACUCUAGUUCAGAGCACUACGAGGGCAUUCUUUGCCGUUGGUCUCAAAGCCAUCUACGACAACUGCGAGGGCAUCUUCACUGGUGAGGUCGAUGCUCUGGAAACUCUCAUGAAGGAUAAUGUGUUGGCUGAGAUCUACAACGCCGUCAGCUUCGGGAAAGGCGACUUCUUGAAGCUUUUGGCACAUUCAAGACCAGAUCUCCGCAUCCUCGAGGUCGGUGCCGGAACUGGCGGUACAACCGAGAUGAUCCUUCGCAACUUGGCCAGACCAGAUGGUCUCCCAGCGUACAGCGUCUACACUUUCAGCGACAUCUCAGCCGGGUUCUUCCCGCAAGCUCGAGAACGCUUCCAUUAUGCGCCCAACAUGGACUACCGUGCCUUUGAUAUCUCCAAGGACCCAUUCGAACAAGGCUUCAAAGCCAACACGUACGACGUCAUUCUUGCUCCGAAUGUCAUCCACGCUACUGAGUCCCUCAACAAGACCUUGUCCAACCUUCAGCCACUGCUACGCACAGGCGGCCUCUUGGUGCUGACCGAGCUCUGCGGUGUUGUGCGUACUCCCAACUAUGUCUUUGGGAACUUCUCAGGAUGGUGGCUCGGUGAGGCUGAUGGAAGAGAGUGGGAGCCGUAUGUCAGUGUUGAGAGAUGGGACCACGAGCUCAAGUCGGCUGGUUUCUCUGGAGUUGACACUGCUGUGCUCGACGCUGAAGAACCUUUCAACUAUGGUGCUGCUGUUGUCAGUACCAAGGUGGAGAAUGGCAAGAACCCGAAGGCUUUUGUGAACACCAGCAGCGUGUCCAUCAUCACGACGGAGCCUGAGAGCGUUCUAGCCAGGAAGUUGACGGCAGAGCUCAAUGAGUGUGGCAUGCCCACCAGCAUGCAUAGCUUACCUGAAGCUGCCACCCUGUCACCGGACGCCGAUAUCAUCUCCCUGGUCGACCUCGAGAUCGACUUCUUUCAAAACACCAGCCAACAGCAGUUCAAAGACUUUCAGGACUUCUUGAACAGUCACAAGACGGGACGGGUCCUGUGGCUGACCAAGCCAGCUCAGGCCAACUGUCAAGAUCCACAAUCAUCCCUUUCCAUUGGCCUCGCACGUUGUAUCCGUGCCGAGUCUCAGAUCCCAUUCCACACCCUCGAGAUCCAACCUGAUGAGUCUUGUUUUGCCGGACUGGUGGCCAAGGUUCUGAAUAAGAUCCGGCGGACAGUUGACGAUGGGCUGCUGUCUCCAGACAGGGAGUACAUCGUUGACGAGGGACUUGUCAAGAUCGGCCGUUAUCAGCCACUGCUCGUUGGCCAAGAGCUCAAAGAGUCGAGCUCAGCUGCUGCUAUUGACACAAGUGAUGAUGUUAAGGAGCUCUUUGUUUCGAAGCGCAAGCUAGCUUGGGCAAAUGAAACUCAACCGGAGCUAGGAGAGAACGAGGUCGUUGUCGACACACACACCGUGGCACUCAGCGCCGGUGCUGAUAGUGCAGUCUUCAAAAUGGAGGAGGAUGCGUCUCUCAGCCAUGAUCUUCUCCAAGUGGCUGGUAUGGUGUCAGCUGUUGGCCCGAACGUUGAAGGUCUGGCUGUUGGCGACCGUGUCCUUGCUACAGCGACAGACUGCUCCAUCAAGACCAAGAUGACUUGCCUCGAAUCUCUGGCUCAGAAGAUUCCACAAAGUCUGGACUUUGAGGAUGCUGUAGCGAUGGCGAUUCCUUUCACCACCGCUCAUGAGAGCCUCAUCAACGUUGGGCAACUCCAGAAAGGCCAGUCUGUCUUGAUUCAUCCUGCAGCCACUGCCAUCGGUCAAGCCGCCAUCCAGAUCGCCAAGUUCAUCGGCGCCAAGAUAUAUGCUACAGCGGCCAGCCAAGAAGAGGCAGAGAUCCUCGAUGAGGCCUACGGGAUUGAUGUCGGUCACAUUUUUACCUGCCAUGAAGAUUCUCUUGCCGCUACUCUCAAGCGUGAAACCAGCAACUGCGGCGUUGAUCUUGUCCUCCACUCAGUCCCCGGUGUCUCCAGCCAAGCUUUGAGGGACUGUGUUGCCGAUUUCGGCAAAAUGAUCGACCUUGGGAAGACAGACAGCCUUGGCCGAGAACCUCUCACCAUGAGGAGAUUCUUGAAGGUCAGAUAUUGCCAUGGCGUCAACAUGGCCCAGUUGACUCGGAUAAGACCCCAGCGGAUGGCAGAGCUUAUCAGAAAGAGCAUCCAGCUUUUCGAAGACGGCCUGAUCGAACCCAUCGGCUCUGCCGUGUUUGAGGCAGUUGACAUUGAGAAGGCCUUCCGGCAACUCAGAGACGAGCACGUUGACAACGUCGUGGUGAGGAUCCCUACAGAUGCCUCAACUCUCUCUACAACACCGCGCUACACCAAGCUAAGAAUGAGGAGCGACGCUUCCUACCUCCUUACAGGCGGUAUGGGAGGCCUUGGAGUGGGCAUCUCAAGAUGGCUUGUUGAGCGCGGAGCAAGAUCUCUGGUCUUCCUCUCCCGCAGUGCAGGCCAAAAGCCCAAAGACGAAGCGUUCAUCAGAGAGCUCGAGUCGUGCGGGUGCUCGGUAGUGACAGUGGCCGGUCAAGCUCAGUCGAUGGAAGACGUGCAGAGAGCCAUCUCGCUCGCACCACAUCCCAUCAGGGGCGUGGUUCAUCUUGCCAUGGUUCUUCGCGACAAUCCCAUUGCCACCAUGUCAUAUGAGGAUUGGACAACAACCACCGCCCCAAAGAUACAGGGAGCGUGGAACCUGCAUGAGUGCCUCAAAGCCCACGACCUUGACUUCAUGGUCAUGGCGAGCUCCAUCAACACCAUCGUCGAAAGUCCAGGUCAGGGCAACUACUCGGCAGCCAACACGUUCCUCGAGGCAUUCACCCAGUAUCGACGGUCGCUCUCCCUUCCGGCGUCUGUACUGAACAUCUGUGCCAUCGAGGAUGUGGGAUAUGUGGCUGAAAACGCCUUUGCCAAGAAGAACAUCAAGUCUCAAGGCCUGUACAGCCUACGAGAGAAGGAACUGCUGGACUUUUUCGAGCUUGCCAUCAGACUAUCACCAGCCUCCACCACUACACCUGACUCAUCGUCGAGGCUAGUGGAGGAAACCGAGGUUGACCAUCACGCCAAAUUGACACAGCAUCAUCCAUGGAGCAGCAAGGGGCAAGUCGUCAUGGGUCUGCGAUCUGAGAGCGAUCUCAACGACACCAACACGCGAACCAACUGGCGGCGAGAUCGUCGAAUGGGCUUCUACCACAACUACAACAGGACCAAGACCACAGACCAGGACGAGUCUUCCAACAAGCUUGCCGAAUUUCUCUCCAGCGCUGCAGACAGCCCCAAUAUUCUCGAUGAAGCAGCCACUUCCGCCUUCUUGGCUCGAGAAAUCGGCAACAAGGUGUUCAAUCUCAUCCUCAAGGACGCUGAGAACCUGGACACGAGCUUGACACUUCAGCAGGUUGGCCUUGAUUCGCUCAUGGCUAUUGAGCUACGUCGCUGGUGGAAGCUUGCUUUUGGCCUGGAGAUUAGUGUGUUGGAGCUCAUGGCUACCGGAACUAUGGAAGCGCUUGGGACCGUUGCUGCCAAGGGACUGAAGGGGAGAUUGACUUCAAGUGGUUAG
Fusarium falciforme is the source of this 7560-nucleotide messenger RNA. Its product is annotated as Carrier domain-containing protein. The record is from RefSeq and is a predicted model, not a curated record. Gene Ontology annotation, biological process: fatty acid biosynthetic process; secondary metabolite biosynthetic process. Lineage: Eukaryota; Fungi; Ascomycota; Sordariomycetes; Hypocreales; Nectriaceae. Gene Ontology annotation, molecular function: 3-oxoacyl-[acyl-carrier-protein] synthase activity; fatty acid synthase activity; oxidoreductase activity. The coding region runs from base 1 to 7560 and encodes 2519 amino acids. The transcript is spliced from 10 exons.